Molecule: messenger RNA, 1588 nt
Organism: Lipotes vexillifer (Yangtze River dolphin)
Lineage: Eukaryota; Metazoa; Chordata; Mammalia; Artiodactyla; Lipotidae
Gene: RTN4IP1
Product: reticulon 4 interacting protein 1
Exons: 9
Coding region: 379-1569 (396 amino acids)
Cellular component (GO): mitochondrion
Molecular function (GO): zinc ion binding; oxidoreductase activity
Source: RefSeq, a predicted model, not a curated record
CGCGGCGGGAACCUGGAAUUGUGUGAAUUUCUCUGACAUCCGGAUCGCGAGCGGAGUCGGCUUGUCCCGCAGAGGGCUCCCGGGACAGGGCAGGAUUCUAGCGGUUUUGUUUUUGUUUUUAAGGGGAGCGGGUGUAAGGGAGGAGGAGAAUGGACAGAAUACUGACUGGAACGUUAAUUGGAGCAUUUCAGAUGUGAAGAGUAGAGUAGUUCCGUACUCUUCUUUCUUCAGUUGCUCCAUCAGUCUAACUUCAUUUUUGGAUUCCCAGCUUUGAAACCGGCCAGAGCGUUUGGCAGAAUUUGACCGAAUUCAGGUGUGAGGGUUUGAGCCAGUAUAAGUGCCUUUUAAUUAGGGCACGCAAUUCAACCACUGUUUACGAUGGGAUUUCUGAAGACCUGUGUACUUAGAAGAAAUGCAUGCACUGCGGUUUGCUUCUGGAGAAGACAAGUUGUACAAAAGCCUUCAGUUAGAAAGAUUAGUACUACCUCUCCAAGGAGCACUGUCAUGCCCGCUUGGGUGAUAGAUAAAUAUGGGAGUAAUGAAGUGCUUCGAUUUACUCAGAACAUGAUGAUACCAAUGAUACACUAUCCAAAUGAAGUCAUUAUCAAAGUUCACGCUGCGAGUGUAAAUCCUAUAGAUGUUAAUAUGAGAAGUGGCUAUGGAGCUACAGCUUUAAAUAUGAAACGUGAUCCUUUACAUAUUAAAAUCAAAGGAGAAGAAUUUCCCCUGACUCUGGGCCGGGAUGUGUCUGGUGUGGUGAUGGAGUGUGGACUUGAUGUGAGGUACUUCAAGCCUGGCGAUGAGGUCUGGGCUGCAGUUCCUCCCUGGAAGCAAGGCACUCUCUCAGAGUUUGUUGUAGUCAGUGGGAAUGAGGUCUCUCACAAGCCCAAAUCACUCACUCAUGCUCAAGCUGCCUCUCUGCCAUAUGUGGCCCUCACAGCCUGGUCUGCCAUAAACAAGAUUGGUGGCCUGAAUGAUAAGAAUUGCACAGGAAAACGUGUUUUAAUCUUGGGUGCUUCAGGCGGAGUUGGUACUUUUGCUAUACAGGUAAUGAAAGCAUGGGAUGCUCAUGUGACAGCAGUUUGCUCUCAGGAUGCCAGUGAACUUGUAAGGAAGCUCGGGGCAGAUGAUGUAAUUGAUUACAAAUCCGGAAAUAUGGAAGAGCAGUUGAAAUAUUUAAAGCCGUUUGAUUUUAUUCUCGACAGUGUUGGUGGAUCCACCGAAACAUGGGCUCUAAAUUUUCUCAAGAAGUGGUCAGGAGCCACGUAUGUGACUUUGGUGACUCCUUUCCUCCUGAACAUGGACCGGUUGGGCAUAGCGGAUGGCAUGUUGCAGACAGGCGUCACCGUGGGCUCUAAGACAUUGAAGCAUUUCUGGCAAGGAGUCCAUUAUCGCUGGGCUUUUUUCAUGGCCAGUGGUCCAUAUCUAGAUGACAUUGCAGAACUGGUGGAUGCGGGAAAGAUUCAGCCAGUUAUUGAGAAAACCUUUCCGUUUUCUAAAGUUCCAGAAGCCUUCCUGAAGGUAGAAAGAGGACACGCACGAGGAAAGACCGUCGUCAGUGUCGUUUAAAUACACACUCAGUUUGGUG